CUGUUGGGAAGCAGAUUCCAGCCGGCACUCUACCUCUAACAUCCUCCCUCCAACAUGAGCGAUGACGGGGAGAGACACUGGCCCGAAGAGCACUGGAGCCAGAGCCGGAGCCAGACAGGCCCCCAACGUGAAACCCAAACUCGGCCAGAAAGAGAAGAACAGCAAGGAGAUCCAGUGGAAGAGGGCGAGCACUCCGAAAGUGAGGCGAUCCAGGAGCAGCGACUCAGAGAGGGUGGAUAGAGGGAGGAGGAGAGAAAGAGACAGGCACCAGGGAGAGAGGAGGCAGCGCGGGAGGAGCGAGGAGGCCCGGAGACGAGACAGGAGAGAGGGGGACAGCGACCGGAGGAAGGUGAAGCCCCCUGAGGAUGAUGUGGAGGACACUGAGUGCGCUGUGUGCUUCUGCUCCUACGACAACGUCUUCAAGACCCCGAAGCUGCUGGCGUGCGGGCACACCUUCUGCCUGGAGUGCCUCGCUCGCAUCAACGUGACCUCCCCCGAGCUCAAGGCCCUGUCCUGCCCCGUGUGUCGUGAGCUGACUGAGCUCCCCCACGGCCAGGACCUGCCCCGCCUGGGCAACAAUGAGGGCAUCAUAGGCAAACUCCCACCCGACAUGCAGAGGGCACUGUCCAUCCGCUUCAAGCGCAGAAAGGGCAAACUGGUCCUGAAGAACCCACCUCCCACCAGCCCCACCAAGUCUACUGUCCUCGCCCUGCCCAAGAAGAGUCAGGAUGCGCAGGUGGCCGCAGGUGGUGACCUCCACCUGAGUGCGGUGGAGCAGGGGAUAGUGCCGGCCACCGUGGUGGACGUGGGCAGGCCUCCGAACAGGGUGAGAGGUCGCCUGCGCAGGUUGUUCCGCUCGGACCAGUGCUACUACGCCGUGGUGGCGUCCAUCAUCACCAUCACUGUGGCCCUCAUGCUGGUGGGGAUUCUGGCCUUUGUGAUCAUACCGAACGUGAUCCAGCGGAGGCCCGUUCCGACGCAGAACCAAACAUUCGCCGGUACCCAAGUAACCGGAGGUGGACUCACAACACCCUGAAGGGGGCAGGGACUAUCACGCAAAGACUUGUUGUGGUUCUCAGUGAUACUUGUGCCUCCCUUUUUUCCCUCUUGGUGAGUAAUGGUGAAGGAAGGAAACGAACUAAGCACUGGGAAACGUUCGAGCUGGUUCACCUGCAGUGACGUGAAGAAAUGAAGGAAAACAAGGACAGCAACAUUUUUUUAAACAUGGCACAGACGGACACAAACAGGGCAAACGCAUGUUUGGUUUUUUGUUUUUUUGUUACCUUUGUGUUCUUUUCUGAGCAUGUUUGUGAUUACUGUGAAAACCAGAAAAAGAUUCUGUGUGUAAAAACAAAAAGAAAAGAAAACUGCUCAUAAUGCUGAAUAAGCUGUAAAUGUUGAAAUGCACUAAAUCUUCUGAUUGCAUCAGUCUGAGCUCAAUAACCACUUCAGGGUUUCUAGAUCUCACAAAUUGUGUUUAUAGACCAGCUCACUGUACAUAGCCAGAGAUGAUUUAUAUAUUUGUAAAUAUUUUCUCUUUUCCCUUGUAAGAACCGACUUCCCCAUCGUAUCAUCAAAUAAAGGAUUGUUUGAGACACUGAAAACGCCUCCCUCAGGAUUUCCAAAACACGUGAUGACAAUUCUAUUUCAAUAAGAUAAUCUGGAUUUUUUUUUAAAUAUCAUUUGGAAAUUAAAUAAUGGCCAACUUGCUUUUUAACUGCUCUGAUUCCUGCUUCUAUAUAUUCUAUCUGAUUAUAGUAUAGUGAGACGUUCCUGUCCCUUUCCCUGAUGCACAUUUGUUGAGCCAGUUGCAGAAACCUGCACGUCUUCUCUAGACACCUGAUACCCUCUAGUGGUGUAAACAGACUAGUUGAAGAGGUUGGCUUGAAUACUGAGUUUCUCCUCAGCUGUGCCUCUUUGCUUUGAGGCAGACAAACCUGUUUGGCAACAUGAGGCUUUUAACCUUCUUAGCAUUUUUUCUGCAGCUCACUCAGGAGUGUCAGCUGUAAAGUUCUGACAAUGAGAGGAGAUACGGGAUCACCUGCAAACAUGCCAUCCAACUCUUUGACGUGGGGUUGUGGGGAGGACAAAACAAGUAAUUCACGAAAGUCUUCAACAAACACUACAGGAAUGACAGAAGAGAAAAAUGAGCCUUGUGAGAUUUUAAGCCUGUCCGACCUGCAGUCUUUUAGCAGCUGAGCGUUCAGUGGCUGCCUGAAGGAGAGUUAAGAAAUAAAAGCAGUAGGAUAAAAGUUGCAUAGAGACAUUUGGAAAAGUAAGAUGCUUUUAUAUAGAAACAACAAGACUACUGCACCUGCUACACCUGCAUACCCCCCAAAGACCAUUUUACACUAUACAACACUCCUACUCCACUAAAUCUCAGAGAGAAAUAUUGUACUUUGUAUUCCACUACAUUUGUUCAGAUCUUACAUAAAAAGCAUAAUAUGAGCCAAUCAGAUCGUGCCAAUACUACAGUGUAAACAUACUCCAUUACAAUGGAAAUCCUGCAUUCAUAAAGGUAAAAAAAUGAAGUAUCAAAGGUUGGUCCCCAUAUCUGUAUGUCACAUGAUUAGAUUGUUAAUACUGAUGCAUCAAUGAAUAUGCAGCAUUUUGUAGCUGUUACAGCUUUAUACAGUUUGGUGGUUUAGUCCAGUGGUUUCCAGCCUACGGGUCUGGCCCCUCCAAAAGGUCGCAGGCUGAAUCUGAGAGGUCGAGAGAUGAUCAGUGGUCCAGAAAGAAGAAAUGACAAAGUUGUGCUACACACAUUUGUAUUGUGUCUUUUCUUUUUUGUGUAAUAGUGGAGAUGCUGACUUCUUUCUUUCUUUGGGCCUCCGACAGGCAUUUAAAUGACACGUGAGGAGGAACUUUGUUUUGUGUUUGUUUGUGUUGUCACUAAUCAAAAAGGUUGCAAACCACUGGUUUCAUCUUUCACAAUAAGAUUUAUUUAUAAGCAUAAUCAAGUCUUUUUUAUUUUUUUUAAAUGUAAAAUCUGAAAAUUUAGCAGUAAAUUUGAACUAAAAAGUAAAAACAUUUCCCUCUGGACUGUGGUUGGUGUUACAGGAGAAAAUAGCAGAAAUCAAAAUGAAAAAGUAAAGUACCUCAGACCUGUACAGAAGGCCUACUUCAACAAAUGAACAUACAAUGUCAUCUCUUCAUAAAACAAGAUCUUUGUUACAGAUUUAACUAUUAACAGUAUAGAGUCAUUUAAAUGAACGCAACCAUGACCAGCCACAACAUUUAAAUACUGUUAUACAGAGGCCCGCUUAUAAUACUCUCCAAAUUAUGGCUACCAGGAUAGUUAUGAGUACUUUUUCCACCCAUGCCUAAAGACACACCCCCCUGAACCUCCCUUAAGGAGUAUCGAGGCAAAUAUGGUCGGGUGGACCAGACCAGAAAAGACCCCCACCCCCACCCCCACCCCAAAUCCACUCCUUACGCAAAUUAACCUUUAUACAUUAUGUGGGUUGUUUGGAUAGAGACUGAACAUCAGAAACUUUAGGAAGGGUCUGUUGUGGAUAUUAUCAACCACUAUGGCUUCCACUCCCUCCGCCUCUGCCUUGUCUGCUGUUCUCCGGUGUCGGGGGAACUUCUGGACCCGGAAUCCGCCGACCAAGCGGCCUGCCACCCCGGUGUACAGCCUCGGCCUGGCCGGCGGGGCAAUGCGUGACUCGCCAGUUGAGCGCAACCGGUCAAACCAGGCGUCGGCGUGGGAGGCUUUUCUCCGAGGAGAGCGUGCUGCGGUGGGAGGAAGACUGACUGUAGCGUAUAAGUCGCCCCAGGUCCGUGGUAAAAUGUUCAGAAAAAAAGAAUUUAGGGAAUUUAAUAAAUUCUAUUACCCAAAACGUUUGCAUUCCCCAGGGGACGCGCACUCCUCUGCGCCGUGUGUCCAAAACGCGCUGGUGCGUCAGCUGGCGCACAAACUGACACCUAACCUGCCUGGGAUAGAUCAAUGCUCUAAAAUCAUCCAAAUGAUCAAAUACGACACAUGUGUUGCACACAUCUGUACAAUAGCGUUUCUUAAGGAAAUCAGUGAAUUCCCGGCUGGCGUUUUGAAAGUGUCCAUAACGUCCCCAUGUUUUAUGGAAAACGCAGGACAAUUACCGUCUUUCGUCUUGACGGGCUGGUCAACUUUGAAGAGCACCUGCUUUUCUUUGACUGCUCUGGUGUCAGGAUUUCUGUUUUUGAAGCUGGCAGUGUUGUGGAAGUGCAGCAGCUGCUCUGGUGAUGCGCCAAAGCAUCUGCAGUGCCAACAGGAUGAGAACAUCAUCAACAACUAUCCCCUGCAGGCAAAUGGACAGAUCCACAGUCGCACCUCCUCCAAGGACAGUGGACAGAAGAUCACAGAGGACAGACCUGACUGAGAGAGCGUCCAAGGCCUCAGCACCAAACUGUGAUCCAACAUUAUUUAUUGAUCUUUACUUGGCUUUCACAAUACACAACAUCUGGACUUCAACCCAGUGAUAGCCUCAAAGAUUGAUGGUUGUUUUCAGGGUAUUUCUUUUUGCUGUUGCUUUAGUAUGUAAGAGUAAUACUGUAAGAAAUCAGCUGUACUGAAUGUAGUCUCACAUUUUACUUAAGCCAGUUCAGAAAUGUCAUGUAUAUUGUGGAAUAUAUUGUGGAAUAAAAUUUCCUUUUGGAAGGAUAUAAACUUUCACAAAAGGUAAAUAUUCAAAUCAAGUCUGAGUAAAAACUGUAAAACAAAAUGUGCUUAUUCUUGUCUUAAACUGUUAAAUGUGUUGGCCUAAAAAUAUAGAGCCUAAUAAAUAUCCAGUGCCAGUGCAA
This is a messenger RNA of Seriola aureovittata, 4782 nucleotides long. It is a transcript of the gene rnf183, whose product is annotated as ring finger protein 183. Gene Ontology annotation, biological process: protein ubiquitination. Lineage: Eukaryota; Metazoa; Chordata; Actinopteri; Carangiformes; Carangidae. The record is from RefSeq and is a predicted model, not a curated record. Gene Ontology annotation, molecular function: ubiquitin protein ligase activity.